Messenger RNA from Saxophila tyrrhenica, 1410 nucleotides. RefSeq lists its product as uncharacterized. The coding region runs from base 1 to 1410 and encodes 469 amino acids. The record is from RefSeq and is a predicted model, not a curated record. Gene Ontology annotation, molecular function: oxidoreductase activity, acting on the aldehyde or oxo group of donors, NAD or NADP as acceptor. NCBI's taxonomy places the organism in Eukaryota, Fungi, Ascomycota, Dothideomycetes, Mycosphaerellales, Extremaceae. The transcript is spliced from 2 exons.
AUGGCACCUGAAAAGAUCACGACCAUCUCGCCCACCACCAACAAGCCCGUCGUCGAGCGACAAGGACUAUCCGACGCAGAGCUUGCACAGCUGCCCAAAACGGCACAUCAAACCUUCCAGGCAUGGAGCAAGACGCCCCUUGAGGAGAGGCAAAGGGUGGUCAAGAACGCCCUCACGAUCCUCACGGAUAGGCAAGAUGACCUGGCCGCCGAGCUUACGGAGCAGAUGGGGAGGCCUAUCUCCUACGCCUCCAAGGAAGUGGCAACGGCUAUCCUACGAGGGGAGUACAUGCUGAAGAUCAGCGACGAGGCGCUGAAAGACACUCCUGGUGAGCCGCAGGAGGGCUUCAAGCGGUGGAUCAAGAAGGCUCCUCUUGGGCCAGUGCUUGUGCUGUUCGCAUGGAACUACCCAUAUCUCAUACUGGCCAACUCCCUCUUCCCAGCCCUGCUUGCUGGCAACAGCGUCAUCCUCAAGCCUUCACCCCAAACACCGACCAUCGUUGAGAGAGUUAAUGAGAUCUUCCUCGAAGCUGGCCUCCCAAGGGGUGUCAUCCAGUACUUCCAUUGCGGUGACUUCUCCACCAUCGAAAAAGUUGUUCAGUCACCAGAGAUCAACCUCGUCUGCUUCACCGGCUCGGUGGCGGGCGGUCUAGCAGUACAGAAAGCCGCAGCAGGACGAGUCGACUGCAAAGUCGGCCUGGAGCUCGGCGGGAACGACCCAGCCUAUGUUCGUCCCGACGUUGAUGUCGACUGGGCAGCAGACGAGAUCGUUGACGGGGCUGUCUUCAACUCCGGACAGAGCUGUUGCAGCCUCGAGCGCGUCUACGUUCACCAAGACAUCCACGACAACUUCAUCAAAGCUGUGCAGAAAGUGCUCUCGAACUACAAGCUCGGUGAUCCGCGAGAGAAGUCCACCAACGUCGGUCCAGUCAUCAGCAAGGCAGCAAAAGAACGGGUUCAGUCCCACAUCGACGAUGCUGUCUCGAAAGGUGCAAAGGACGCCACGCCCUCCAACUCCAGCUUCGAGUCCCCACCAGCAGACGGCAACUAUGUCAAGCCCACCCUUUUGACCGGCUGCAACCACACCAUGAAAGUGAUGCGCGAUGAGACUUUCGGCCCAACCAUCCCAGUGCAAUCCGUCUCCUCAGAUGCGGAAGCAGUCAAGUUCAUGAACGACAGCCAGUUCGGCCUCACAGCCUCCAUCUGGACGAAGGACGUGCAGAAGGGUCAGCAGCUGGCCGAGGACGUCGAGGCAGGCACAGUCUUCGUCAACCGCGCAGACUACCCAAGCCCGGAUCUGGCGUGGACUGGAUGGAAGGACAGCGGGAAAGGGCAGACGCUGAGCGUCUUCGGUUUCGACCAGUUCGUGCGGUUGAAGAGCUACCACGUCAAAGACUACCCUGCGAAAUAG